AUGUCUUCCACCAACAUCUUGCCAGACCAAGUGCAGGAAGUGCUUGGUAACCUCGGUCAACUACCAGAAUAUCGCAACACUACUUUCCUACAAAUCACAGAAAAGGUCACAUUUCCGCAAUUUCUUCGCGACCUGAGCAGAGCGAAUGGCAAUCAGUUUAUUAGCCGUCCUAUUGCAGAAGAAUCAUGGGCUUCGGCUUGCAGAACGUUAGCGGAUACUGCUUUUGGCGUUUCAAAAGACGUCACAUCGACUGGUCCUAAGGACCUUGUCUUGUUCGAGGCUUUUUCCCAGGUUGAGAGCUGUCCGAACUGGAAGGCGGAAUCAUUUUGGGCAGCCGCAUCUGAGCAGGCAAAACUCCAAGGAGUGAACCUAGAUAUUUCCCCGUCACUUGACCCGGAAAGAGCUUUCAAGCCACAAAAUAAACUGCUGCAGAAAAAUGUGACUACGGAUAUGCUGAACGAACAGACUCAAUUAUUGAGUAUUUCUACGGCUCGACAGGAUAAGCAGGACAUGACUGUUGCAACGGCUACGAUGAAGCUGGAUGGUGAGAAGAUGGAUGUUGAAAUGGGUGGGAAUACCGCGGCUCCUGCUCUUCCUACUGCUCGUAGAGUUAUGGAUGUCGACGAAGAUUACUCGGAAUUCGAUAUUGAAUAA
Glarea lozoyensis ATCC 20868 is the source of this 654-nucleotide messenger RNA. RefSeq lists its product as uncharacterized. Lineage: Eukaryota; Fungi; Ascomycota; Leotiomycetes; Helotiales; Helotiaceae. The coding region runs from base 1 to 654 and encodes 217 amino acids. The record is from RefSeq and is a predicted model, not a curated record. The transcript is spliced from 3 exons.